AUGUCAACUGUUGACAUUGAUACUAAUACAUUCAAGCCAGCUCUAAUCAUAGUAGAUCUUCAAGAAGAUUUCUUACCUCCAAAUGGUUCUCUAGCUGUAGCCAAUGGUCGGGACACAAUUCCCAUCAUCAACAACCUCCUCAAUCUUCCAUUUCAUCUUAAGAUCGCAACUAAAGAUUGGCACCCUUCAAAUCAUACAUCUUUUGCGUCAAAUCAUCCAGGUACAAAACCAUUUACAGAUUUCACUACCAUAAUCAAUCCGUCCAAUCCUUCUGAGACUUAUAAAACUCGUCUCUGGCCACCUCACUGUGUUCAGAAUACUCUCGGUUCUGAGUUCCCCUUUGAACUAAACACAACACAAAUCACCAAGACACUUCUCAAGGGACAACAUCCUGAUGUAGAAGUGUACUCGGCAUUUUACGAUCCCUUGAAGAACCCUCGGUGUAGUGAUAGUGGCCUGGCAGGCCAAUUGAAAGAUGAAGGCAUUACCGAUGUCUAUGUAGUAGGUCUAGCAGCCGAUUACUGUGUCAAGUGCACAGCUGAAGAUUCCGCCAAAGAGGGAUUUAAUACUUUUAUUCUAGAAGAGGGGACUCGAGCUGUUGAUCCCGCAGAAUGGGAGAAGAUAAGAUCGAGUUUGGAAGGAAUCCAAGUUGUGAGUGUGAAUGGCGAAGAAGUUGGGCGAGUACGAAAUUUGAAGUGA
Sclerotinia sclerotiorum 1980 UF-70 is the source of this 699-nucleotide messenger RNA. RefSeq lists its product as hypothetical. The transcript has 2 exons. The record is from RefSeq and is a predicted model, not a curated record. NCBI's taxonomy places the organism in Eukaryota, Fungi, Ascomycota, Leotiomycetes, Helotiales, Sclerotiniaceae. Bases 1 to 699 code for a protein of 232 amino acids.